This is a messenger RNA of Pisolithus orientalis, 705 nucleotides long. RefSeq lists its product as uncharacterized. The record is from RefSeq and is a predicted model, not a curated record. Lineage: Eukaryota; Fungi; Basidiomycota; Agaricomycetes; Boletales; Pisolithaceae. Bases 1 to 705 code for a protein of 234 amino acids. The transcript has 7 exons.
AUGCAGUGCAUGCAGCCUUGCGUUUUCCAUCGCAGGCGUGGGGUCGACGAAGCCGAAGGGGAGUCUUUCCCGUUCACAGCCGUCGGCAGUGCUUUGAGUCCUUUGGACAAUACCAUCGAUUGCGAGGAGUACGAGGAUGAUCAUCGUACCAAGAAGUACUUGGAAUGUCAACACCUUCACUUGCAUCACAACACCUGUCCAGAUGAUGCUGCUGUCGACCUCGAAAGCCAGUUUGGUGAAGCGGUUGUGCAACUUCCACCUACAACAUCGCCGAUUGAAGAAGUUGUGAUUACGCUGGACGAUAUCAUCAUUGCACCUGAUAUGGACCGUCGGUCGACUCCCUCAUUAAAGGAAAUUUCUAGGAGAAUAGUACACUGGUUGAAUCUGAUAGUGCUGGAUGCAUCUGCAAGGACCUUCAAAGUUGGAGACUGUGCCGGGAACACACCACGCACUUUUUCAAGUUUUGGAGACCGCCACGCUACUGAUCAAUGUGUUAUUGACCAUGAAAAAGAGGCGACGUUGCUGCCCGAUAUACAUGCACUAGUCAGCGAGUUCGCAAGGAUCUCGCCCAAAGGACACCUGAAGAACGACGUGUCCUUCAAUCGACAGACGUCCGUAUUAUUUCUUCCUGCGCAAACCCGAUACGGCUGUUGCAUGAGGUUCUUGCAAUGCGUGCAAAGUCCUAUCCACGUUGCUUACAGCUGA